AAUUUUACUUCCGGGUUAUGUCAGCGCUAUAAUGACAUUGUGCCCGACAGUAAAGAAGUCAGACCGCCGAGUGGCUUACAGAUUGUUAUUUUAUAAGCUUUAAAAGUUUAAAUUAGCACUGACAUUGCUGUCAACAUGACGUCCACCACUACAGGUUUUACAGAGGAGCGGCAGCAGAGAGGAGCACAGGCUCCAGUGGGCAUGGAGUACAUCCCCACAGAAGAGGAGAGGAGGGUGUUUAGAGAGUGCAACCAGGAGAGUUUUUGGUACAGGUCUGUGCCCUUCUCAGUGGUCGGUGUGGCUAUCACUCAAGCCCUAGUUGCCAAAGGGAUUCUGUCUGCAUCUCCAAGAUUUGGUUCUCUACCCAAAGUGGCCUUUGCUGGCUUUUGUGGCUACCUGGCAGGGAAAAUGUCGUACAUGAAAACGUGCCAGGAGAAGUUCAAGAGGUUGGAGAACUCCCCUCUGGGAGAGGCCCUCAGACAGAGGACAGGACUGCCUCCACAAUCUUCCAAGGUUCCUCAGUCUGAGCUGAGUGACCCAGACUCCCCGACAUUUGACACCAUGUUCCAGACAGCAGAAGCCCCUGGCCAGACACCCACCAACAACAGAGAACAAGGAUUUGGCUACAAUUCAGAGUCACCCGUGCCAAUGGGCAAAGCAGAUGACUUCAGCGCUCCAGUGGAAGAUGAAGAGCCCAGGAGGAAGGCCAUCCUCUAUGAGGACCUGAGGCUCAAGAACAGAGAGAACUACGAAGUCACACUCACUCAGAAGGCCGAGACACUGCUCAAAACAUCACCUGAGAAGGAGCCAGGCAGACCCAAGAAAGACGUGAAGAAGAACAUCUAUGGAGAUGCCUGGGAGGAGUGAGUCCUUAAAAUUAAGAUUUAGUCCGUACGCUGGCAUCCCUGAUGCUGUGGCAAUUUUGUUCAAGUGUGACUCAGGUGUCAUUGAGUUGUACGGUUUCUGAUAUACAUGUCUUCGAAAAAAAGUCAAUUAAACCAAAGUACCUGAGGAAUAAAACUCUCUCUCUAUGAUUUGACAUUA
Messenger RNA from Perca fluviatilis (European perch), 1044 nucleotides. Its product is annotated as OCIA domain-containing protein 1. The record is from RefSeq and is a predicted model, not a curated record. The coding region runs from base 136 to 867 and encodes 243 amino acids. The transcript is spliced from 8 exons. Gene Ontology annotation, cellular component: endosome. NCBI's taxonomy places the organism in Eukaryota, Metazoa, Chordata, Actinopteri, Perciformes, Percidae.